AGAAGUAGAGCUCGUUCGCGAUUGCUUGCUCGUGCGUUGCACAGUUCUGUAAUUUAAUUAUUAUGUAGAUUAUCAAACCUUACCCCAUUGUUCUCGGUUCACAUAAAAUGUAAAAAGCCACCGCGUAUUCUCACGGAACGAAGAAAGUUAAGCGAGAAAACUAUCAUAGUGGUUUUAUAGUGAUUGGAGGAAUUGUUUGUGCGUGCCAUGGCGAGCUAAGUGUUAAUCAAUAAAUAACUCGGAAACUUAGUGAAAUCUAGUUUUUAAUAUUGAAGUUUAGUGAAAAGUUAUAUUCGAUGGCAGGUUUUGAAGCAAGCGACACGAUGCCGAAACUCGGUCAUGUGGGGGACCUGCGCGAGCAUUGGCUGGUACGCGCGGACGGCGCGCUGGCGCACCGCCUGCAGGACCGCGAGAUCUCCUCGCACCUCUGCGAAAACAGGCUCCGCAACCAGCAGAUCCGCGAGGACUUCCCGGUGGCGCUGAGCGAGCAGCAGGGUCUCGAGCACGAGGCGCGCCUGCGCGAGCUGGCGCGCCGCCGCCAGGCCGACGUGGACGCAGAGAUCGCGCGCGAGAUGGCCGAGAUCAACCUCCGCCGCCAGCGCCGCCAGCACACCGACCUCAUCCAGCCCAGCUCCUCGCGCACUCCGCCUGAGCCGGCCCGGGCGGCUCCUGUCAAAUCUCCGCCUAAGCUCUUGGACAGCAUAGCGCCGGAGGAGCUGGGCCUGUCGCCGGCGGAACUAGAAGAACUCAGAUUGAGGUUGGAGCAAGAGGAGCGAGACGCUCGGCUUGCGAGACAGCUGAGCAGCGAGGUGCAGGAGCAGGACGUGCUGCUGGCGGACAUGCGAUGUGCAGUGGAGGCGCAGGACGGCGAGCUGGCGCGCCUGCUGCAGGAGCGCGAGUACAAGAAGCUCCAGCGAGCCAAGGAGAAGGCUCGCCAGAAAGCCCUCCUCAAGAAACAGCAGCGCUUGGCCGCUCAGCAGAUAGACACACCUGACACAAGCCAGGCCACACUCUGCGAUGCCUACAGCAACCCCAGGGACAUGAUACGCAACAAUAGAUUAAGGCUUUGCAAAUCUGUGGAUUCAGAUUUGAAUUAUGUAGAGCCUUUCGAAAAGGAACAUAUUCAAUCGAAAGCCAGCGCCCUACAGUCUAAGGAGAUAUCCAGACAGUACUACAACGAUCAACCCGGCACCUCCACUGUCAAUAUAAACAAUGUUACACAUGUGCACACCAGGUCUUUUGAAUCGGAUCGCACUGCAUCCAAUCCUGGGACGACAUCACUUCAGCACAGGCAGCCCCCACCUCCACCUACAUCUGGCAAGAAGCCCCGCUUUCCUGACCCGGUGAGUAUCCGACCGGCUUCUCACUAUGCUGCAGAGACCGGUGACAGUCCUCCGCAGGCAAUCCCACACAGCUACAGUGAGAACAACAACCUGUACAGCUCCACAUUCCCCCCGGACCUGCCGAGCCCGCAGCACAUGGACAUGGACCGGCACCAGGACAACUCCAAGAGGUUAUCCGUUAUAUCUGACAUCACCGCUGAGGGCCUGGCCAAAAAGAAGAGCAAGCAAGCUGAGAUGCACAAGAAGAGGAAGGGAUGCAAGAUACAAUAGAAUUAUUGACAUGUUUAGUCUUGCAAGUUUGCUGAUUUCUUCUCGGUUAGAAAGAUUGUUUUUAUGUAUCUGGUAAAUUCGGCCUGAUGCUUAGUUGCCGCAUUAAAAGUGUUCCAAAGCUUUACAAAAGUUAGUGACUUUAGUGAGCGAGUGAGAUGAUGAUUAUUCCAAUUGUUUUUAUGUAUCUGGUAAAUUCGUCCUGAUGCUUAGUUGCCGCAUUAAAAGUGUUCCAAAGCUUUACAAAAGUUUGUGACUUUAGUGAGCAAGUGAGCACGACGAUAUUGACGAUUAUUCCAAUAAUGAAUCUCAAACAAGGGCUCACAAUAUUCUUGGCUAUUCCCAGAUUUGUCCACACUCACACCAUGAACUGGGUAUAUGAAUAAGGCUGAGGGCGGGGAUGAGAGGAGACAUGCGGGUAUCAACCAAUAGCAUUGGUUGAAAUCCAGCGGAGCGGUGUAGAGAAAUGCUUGGUUGCCAGUGUUCCUACAUGUGUCCUCUCAUCUCUGCCCCAGUGGAAAAGAAGCCGUAAGUUCUCAGAUGGUGUAUAGUUUGUUCAUAUAAAAAUAGUCUACAAACUUACUUUUUCUAAGUAUAAUUUAUGUUGUAGUAUUAUAAGAUGUCUAAGGAUGUGUUUAUCUAUGUAAAGUAUUUAUUAUUCUUUGGCAGGGACCUGCAGAACCAAUGAACGAGCCAUUUUUGUAACUUUAAGGACCAUGUGCCUUGUAGGAUUAGGGGAAAAUUACAUUCCAAUUAAAUAAUUAUUUUAUAAGUGUUACACAAAAUUGCAGAUUGAGUCACGUUUGUCUUCUGAUGAGCUAUGAACAGUAUGAACACACUGUUUUAUAAACAUGGAAAUGUGAUCUAUUGCAAUGUAGUCAAUUAUUCCAAUGAUCAUAAUAACAUUUCAUUAAGUAUGCUGCAUUUAUUUGAUUAUGACAAUAUAAUAUAUCCAAGUGUCCAUGCCUACAGACUAAAGGCACUCUACAAUCUCUUGACAUUGAUACUCAUGCUAGUAUGAUGCUAGUACUCUAUGAUCAUUGUCUCUAUUGUCCAUGCCUACAAACUAAAGGCACUACAAUCUCUAUACUGUGUAAUAAUUAAUAAAUUGUCUCUCUAUUAUUGCAUAUUGUAAUGUAUCAUUUAACUCUUAAGUUGCUAAAGUGUUAAAAAUUAUAUGAUUGCUCAAAAUUUCUCAAUUAUAAUUGUAAUCUGAAUUAUUUACAUACAUUUAAUUAAUUUAAUAUCAUUACCCAUAGCCUGUAGGUAUAUUUGAUCUGGAAUAUAUUUAUUUCAAUAGAGGAUAAAUUAUUCAGACUGGUAAGAAGAUCUACUCUAAUAAUGUAGAUUUUAUUGGAUUCUAGAUGGUAUUGGUGUAUUGGCCAAAAUUAAAUGGCCACUAUUACAAGCCAAUAAGUGAGAAUUGUAAUAAUUGUUGUUGUAAUAAUCAAAAGUAAUUACAAUUAUGAUUAACAAACCUACUUUGAUAAUGCCAUAGGAUAUAACUACAUGAGUCAUUCCUUUUGAGCUUUUUACACAACUGCGCGAUGCAAAAAUGGUAACAUGUUUAUGUCAUUCCAUCCUGUCUAAUCUUCUAUGUAUAUGGUGCUCAGAGUAUUUCUCACAAAUAUUAUUAAUGUUAAAAUAUAAUAUAUUAUGUAUCAGUAUUUAUAUAGCUAUUUAUAUUAUGUAAUACUUGGAAGUGACCAAAUAUUCACAUCACCUUAUUUAUGUCUAAAUAUGGACAGGGUUAUAAAACAAUGGAUAUUUAAUAUGUAUAUGGCUUAUGCAUACUCUAUAGCGUUACGAUUGUGUAAUGUCAAUAUGGUUACUUAACAUGUGUGUCGUUUACGGAAGUUCUAGAGAUAUUCAAUCAAAAUGCAAUUAGCACAAAUAGAAUAGAUUAGAUAUCAUAUAGAUGAACUUUUACUGAUCUAGGGCGUAGGCCACGGGGCCCACGGGCCGGCAGUCUUUUAUUUAGAAGAGCUGACUGCAAAUACUGUUUUCAGUGGUCAGUGAACAGUCAAAUGUUAAUCUUUUAGGUGGCUUGUCUAGGCGCAAUUAAUUUAUUUAAUUAUUCAAGCAGCCGCGGUUUAUACGUACCCCUGCCAUAAGUGCCAUGCCAUGCAACAUCUUUUUCAUACUAUAAUCCCCAUACGAGUUCCUAUACAAGCUGUAGCCGGGAUAAGUACCUAUAUACAGCCAACUAGACUUCGUCUGUGUCGCCCAGAGUUUACCAAAACUGUUGGAGGCAGAUGCUGCGUUUCUAUAGGCGUAGAUACACUAGAUACCUAUUGAAAGCUGUGUUAUCUCUGUUGACUGCUCGUCAGCUUAAGGCUGCCUACUUGCCUAGCCACUGUGAUUACAACCAAUGCUAUUGGUUGAUUCCUUCCGCACACGUUCGAUCCGCUCAGCCUCAGUGGACAGACAGUCACACAGUCUAACCAGGCAGUAGCGCCAGCGUCUGAUUUUCACGAGGUUAUUUCAUCAUCUCCGGGGCUGUGUCUGUACUUAAUAAUUCCAGUAACAAAUCGGGGCUUGAACCACCCCACAGCCGCGUAUUACACUAACUAACCAUCGGAGGAUCUUAUGCCUUUGUGAUUAAAUUCAAAUUUGAUCAGUCAAUUGUCGACGGUGGUACGGCUUCGGCAUCCCAGAUGACCCAGAUCGGAUGUAUGCAACACGAUCUACCUACUAUAAAUCACAGGUGAAAAAAAAUCUCGAGCUGUGUCUCUUCUCUCAAUGGAAUAGAGUGCUCAAUUGUAAACACAUGAUUUCGAUUUCUUAUGUCCUUAUUAUUAAAGUGAAUAAGAGUGUGCGCAGAUUAAUUUGAUCAACUUGUAUACUUCUGCCCAUAAUGCCUGUUCUUUUGUGCUAAUUUGUACUAUGAUUGAUAACCACUUUUAUUAGGGUUUAACCUAGUUAUUUCUUUUCAUUAGCAGUAGAUAUUGGUCUGAGCGCCUACCGCGAACAUCGGAAAUCUAAAUUUAGUUCUCUUAUCCUCUAUCUAUCGCUCUUGCAUUUUCUAGCGCUAGAGAGGCAGCGAAAUCUCGAUGUUAUCGGUAGGCCCUCUGUUAGUUUUUUUAUACCAACUGUGUAAGGUUGUAAAUGUUCACGCGCCUAUGAGGCGUGAACUUUAUUCUUGAUUUUGUUGUUGUAAUAAUGAAAACUUGUUAUUAUAAUAAAUCAGAAUAUUAUUUAUUGUAUUUUUACAUUGAAUGUAUUGACAUUUGUCUUCAUGAUGUGAAACUCCUCACACCAUCUGAUUCUGACUUCUUCACUCAGGAGUGCUGAGUUCAAAGCAUUCAUCUGGUAGAUGAGAGUCGUUUAAAUUGCUCUUCCUUGGCCUUCUUCUUCCAAUCUUCGUUUUUUUGAUUGAUGGUCUGAGACACCAUGAGGUUAGCCAUCAUAAAUACAUUCAGUAUCUUGUUAGUGUGAGCAUGUCCCUUUGGGAGGAGGCACGCCAAUGAAGACUGUCUCCCUAUCCCUGGGAACGAGGGCUCACUUGAGGCCAGUCUCAUGUGCUCUAGACUGACUGGCCCAGGAAUGUCCGGCAAAAUAUCCAAGACAGAAGCCACUGCCUCGGGGAAAGCGAUUGCGAUGCGACCCAGAGUCACAUUCAUGUUCUUUCCUGCUGCACUUUUCUUGAUCCUCAGGGUGGUGAUCAAGUUAGUAAUCCUAUUUUUGACAUCAGUUCCCAAGGUGGCGUCUUUCAGCCUAUCAAUAUUGUUGCCCCUUACUAGAAAGCAGAAGCAGAGGAAUCCCACAUCCUCCACAUUCACUUUCCUCUUAAUGAGCUCUCUGAAUUGAAGUACAUCAAAGCCAGCAUAUCCGAACAAUUUAAACACCCACUCCGAAGUCAGAUCACUGCCAGCCCUUUGGAGUAAGUUCUGGAAGAAUGUCUUGACAUCAUCAGUGGUUUUAUCACCAAAGGCAGUCUUCCCAUUGAAGAUCAGAUUGAAGGUGGCGUCAGACAUAUUGACUUGAGUAGAUCUCUCGGUUGAACAACUCUUACCGGUAAAAUUAGUCACUCUCACGCCUGGAGAUCUCUGCAAUGGAGUUUGCUGGUCAACACUCUCCUGAUUACUAGGAUCAGAUUGGUGUCUCUGGAGCCUUGAGACUGUUGCUCCGUAAGUGAAGAAUUCUCUAUAUUCCUUUUCACUAACUCUGGGGUCAGUAUCCUUUCUUGGUUUUCCUUUCUGGUGUUCUAAAAACAGAUGAUUAAGUCAGUGGUAGUUAUGACACUCUAAGUAACAUCAGUUAAUCAGCUAGUCUUCGUAUAUUUUAAGUUAUUUCCUUUCAUUUGGAUUUUUGUAAUGAUCAUAUUUUGUUCGAAUUGAUUCUUUUCGUAAUUUAUUGUAAUGUGGAAUGGCAGUUUAAUUUUCUCUUUUAGAAUUUUUAUUAAGUAUAUUGUAACCAACAUUCAAGUAUUUUAAGAAUCUUGUUGAUAAUGAUUGUACCUACCUCGUGUGACGAAAUAAGACGGGUUAUAAAUUUCUUGUACCCACUAAUUUUUAUUACCUAUAAGUUUUCGAAAACUGCACAUUGUGAAAUACGCACUCUAGCUAACUUAUGUUGGGUUAUUUCGGGUGUAUUAUUACACAUGGGAGGGCGCCUGUUGCCUUCAGUUUCAGUGAUCCGACAUACAGGAAGAUUCCCUUUGCCUUGUGUAAACGCGCCCUAACCUACGAUCAAAGUGAUCAAAACCGUCUUAUUUCGCUGACACGAUUAAUUAACGACUAAGCUUUAAUUGCAAUCUUUGGCCUUGGAUGUGCCUUAAUUAACGGAACGGAACCAAACUUGAUUAUUUAUUAUUUACUCGAUAAUUAGCAAUAAGGUAACCUUAUUAAGGUUUACACUAUUUUAAGGGGUUUCUUGGGUACUGCGAUACCUACUACCUACCUGUCACGCGUAAUACAGUCGGGCUCAAGUCGAAGCUUAUAAUCAUGCACAUCGAAAGUUUAAAAGCUUGCAAAAAUAUAUAUAUGACUUCCCUAGUGACUUUUUAAACCCGACUGUAUGUAACUAUAGUCAAUGCGGCCAAAUCCGCGCGUCUGCGGGAAAUAACGUAUACGAGCGCUUUUUUUUAGUAGUACCAUUGCCCACACUAUUCCAAUGGGUCAUCGGUGGAACAUCUUAUGCCAUUUGUAAUAAGGUCCACCGAUGGACAGUCGCCAUCAGAUAUAUCAGAGCGGCCAAGGUGUUCAGUGUUCACAAUAUCUGCAUGAACACGCACUACACGCCCUGACAAUAGAAUAGAGGCGUGUUCAGAUAUUUGAGAGCACCUUAGCCGCUCCUAUAUAUCUGAUGGCGACUGUACAGUUAGGAGUGUUGCUAUUUGUACCACGAUUGUUAACUUCAUCGACAAAGCAGCAAUUGCUUUUAGUUUCAGCAGUCAAAAGCCAAUCGGCUGUAUUUCCUAGUCGAAAAGAAAUUUGCUUACCUACACUCGUGUACGGAAUGUCCCGCAGACGGAUUUGGCCGCAUUGCAUGACCUUACCUAUAUACUAUAAUGAAAACGUUCUGAUUAAUACACAGGGUGAUAUUUUAUUUAGCAUUUUUUCGAAUUAAACUUCUCAAGCGGUGUUUAUUUACUCAACUUUUGUAAUUUUCCUAAUGAAUGAUCAUUUAGAGAUUGUAUUUUAGUUAUUUUAUACGAUUGAUUAUUAAUGAGAAUUACUUAUUAAAAUCUGUUUUUAA
Cydia strobilella is the source of this 7310-nucleotide messenger RNA. RefSeq lists its product as uncharacterized. Lineage: Eukaryota; Metazoa; Arthropoda; Insecta; Lepidoptera; Tortricidae. The transcript has a single exon. Bases 297 to 1613 code for a protein of 438 amino acids. The record is from RefSeq and is a predicted model, not a curated record.